UGUAUUUUGGUUCCUAGAAAUGGAUUUGUGUAUAUGUUGACGACUUCAAAUUCUGAUCAACAUGUGGGAAGCACUGUUCAUUUGCUGAAGGACGUUAGCAAAUUAGGUCACCGAGUUGUUUUUUUCCGACGAUCAGGUACUGUGAAGCAGAAAAUGUGUAUUUCCCAAGAGGAACGGAACAAUAUUGUUAAAGCUGUCCGUGGUCAUAGAGACAUGCCAUUUGAUUUCGUCCAUUCCCUGUUUGAGGGUGCUGUGGCUGGAGGUGUUGCUGGUGUUGUGGUUGAAGCAGCUUUAUACCCAAUUGAUACAAUAAAAACUCGGCUGCAAGCAGUUCGUGGUGGGGGACGCAUAGUCUUGAAGGGACUCUAUUCAGGAUUGAUAGGAAAUCUUGCUGGCGUCUUACCUGCAUCAGCGAUAUUUGUUGGUGUCUAUGAGCCGACAAAACAAAAACUGCUGAAAAGCCUCCCAGAAAACCUCAGUGCCUUGGCUCAUUUGACUGCAGGUGCCGUUGGUGGGGCUGCUUCGUCUAUAGUUCGUGUGCCUACUGAAGUCAUUAAGCAAAGGAUACAGACUGGGCACUUUGCUUCAGCUCCUGAUGCUGUCCGCCUUAUUGUUGCUAAGGAGGGUUUUAAAGGACUUUAUGCAGGUUAUGGAUCCUUUUUAUUGCGAGAUUUGCCAUUUGAUGCCAUCCAGUUUUGCAUAUAUGAGCAGCUUCGGAUGGGUUAUAAGCUAGCUGCAAGAAGGGAUUUGAAUGACCCUGAGAAUGCUAUAAUCGGUGCUUUUGCUGGUGCAAUCACUGGAGCUAUAACGACGCCUCUUGAUGUAAUAAAGACUAGAUUGAUGGUUCAGGGAUCAGGAAAGCAGUACAAAGGUAUUUUUGAUUGUGUUGGCACUAUUGUUGGAGAAGAAGGAACUCCUGCUCUCUUCAAGGGGAUCGGCCCAAGAGUUGUGUGGAUAGGAGUUGGAGGUUCGAUUUUCUUUGGUGUUCUUGAAAGGACAAAGCAGAUACUUGCCCAAAGGCGUCCUACGGCUCAUAACCCGAACCCGAACCCUUCCAAGAUAGAUUAGCAUCAGAUUCAGCAGCUAUUCAGGUCAGAUCUCUAGCAGGAAGGACACUGCAGUCUGGAGGAAACCUUGGGCUGUGCUAUUCUGUUUUUGUGUUUUUAUGUCUUCCUAAUGGCACCAACAGAAAAGGGAUGUUGGAUGCUUCACGUUGGCUUGGCCCAGUCCUUGGGCUUAUUUAGUGGAUCAAUUUUGAUGGAUGGUUGAUAUUACAAACAUUAGAAAGUCUAUACAUCAUCCCUCUCAAGUCUCUCACCUUGCCUACGUUCAUCUUUGUAAGCUACAACAAUGGCUUAUAAUUCUUGAAAGUAGCAUUAUCAUGUUAUGUUUUCUAAAAAAUAA
Messenger RNA from Diospyros lotus (date-plum), 1404 nucleotides. RefSeq names its product S-adenosylmethionine carrier 1, chloroplastic/mitochondrial-like. Gene Ontology annotation, molecular function: S-adenosyl-L-methionine transmembrane transporter activity. Gene Ontology annotation, biological process: transmembrane transport. Bases 34 to 1068 code for a protein of 344 amino acids. The record is from RefSeq and is a predicted model, not a curated record. Gene Ontology annotation, cellular component: mitochondrial inner membrane. The transcript is spliced from 12 exons. Lineage: Eukaryota; Viridiplantae; Streptophyta; Magnoliopsida; Ericales; Ebenaceae.